UAGAAACAAAGAACAAAUAAACCAUAAGUACAAAGAAACCUGUUAGUGAUAUAAAUAAAGAUUUCAUUAUGUUAAAAAUGAAAACCAAAACCAGUACUCAGUAAUCUCCUCCCACAACAUCACAACAAUUUCCUGACACAUGCAUCAGGGAUUGUUCUGCUGCCUGCGUCCCACAUGUCCGGACAGGAAACCACCGAACAGACUCAACUUCAUAACUUCAACUUCAACUGGACGUUCUGUUUUUCAGAAGCCUUUGGAUUUGUUCUUAUUUAAAGAUGUGCUUUACUAAUUGUAUUGAUUGUAACCACCAAAAGAAAAAGAAUGAUAGAUAGAAUAUUUGUUGAAUGCCAGGACUUCUAGUGGAAACAAACAUGUGGAGACUGCUUUUGAUACUCUUGUGCACUUUUGUGCUGGUGAACUCGAGCCAUCUUCAUCACAGACAAAACUGUAGCAGAGUACCAAAAGAUAUCAUUGGUCCAAGAACAUUUUAUGGGAAAAAAGCUAUAAGCACAAAUUUUACCCUCGAUCUACCAGAGCUAAACAUCUCCGACAAUCAUGUGAAACACACAGCUGGAUUUGUCAGCACCAGGAUCAUUCCAGUAGCUUAUGUCAUUGCUAUUGUUAUUGGAAUUCCUUCAAACACCCUGGUCCUGGCUUUUCUCUGUCGGAAAACAGGAAGUUUGUCUAGUGCUAUCCUCUACUUGAGCCUAGCAGCUUCAGACCUUCUCCUCCUGGUCUCUCUCACACUUAAAGUCCACUACCAUCUGAAUGGCAACAACUGGGUGUAUGGAGAGCUCGCAUGCAAACUUGUGACAGCCUGCUUUUAUGGUAACAUGUACUGCUGUAUAUACACCCACAUGUGUGUUAGCAUGUUGCGGUAUUUAGCUGUUGUACAUCCAUUCCUUUACAGAGGACUCUCCAAACGGUCUUGCACAACCUGGGCAAGUCUGACUGUGUGGAUUGUUUUUGCUCUGGCCAUGGUUCCUGAAUUCCUCACUCAUCAAAGCUAUUACCUCACCCAGGUUGGGAUUGUCACGUGUCAUGACAUUCUGCCUUAUGACGAGAAACUCUAUAGUUUUCUGAUUCCUUAUAGAUUAUGCCUCAUUUUUCUAGGCUUCAUAUUUCCUUUCGCUGUCAUCAUAUUAGCCUAUGGAUCAAUUGUGCAUCAGCUACGUCAGUCCAGCUGUGAUUUUACAAAUUACAUUAAGGCAAGCACACUUGUAUUUGGGAUCUUCUUGGUCUGUUUCACUCCAAGUAACACAAUCCACUUGAUACAUUAUGUGAGACUGUAUACAAGCAACCAAGACGACUUCUAUAAAUACUUCAGUGUAGCUGUGUGUAUCUGCUGUUUUCACAGCUGCCUGGACCCCUUCCUUUCUUACUUUAUAACAAAGAGUACAAACUCCAGAGAGAAGUUUAUCUCCCUUGAAAGAGCAUCACUGGGGAGUUCAGUGACCACACACUAACUUUGAUACUUGAACUAUUGUAUUAUUGCCUAAGUUACAAACAUUAUGUUUAAUUCACCUAUCGUCUAUAAGCCUAUUUUGGGCAUAGGUGUGCAUAACAAUUUGUGCCUGGGCCACAUGUAUCUGUUCUGUAGCAAAACAAAAGUGACUUUAGUAAUCUUACAGUAGCUUCUAUUUACUUUGUGUUAUACUGAUUAAAACAGUUUUUUUUAUUUAUUUACCCAAAAUUAAACCAAUGCCAUUUUAUUAAGGAUAUGUAGUUCUUUGGGGGGAAAAACAAAGCAAAACAAAAAAGACUUUUUCUCUGCUAUUGCUUUUCACAAAUUGUAUGUUUGUAAAGGCUUUUAUUUUUUAGGUUUCAUCCUACGUUGGAUGAUGUAUUUCUUUGUGUGUUAAACUGUCUUACAAAAAAAAAACACACUCUGAAUCUUUCCAUCAACAUUUCCUCAGUUCUAAAUUUUUUUAUUGAAUUGUAUUUCCUUUUAUUUUAAUGGACUGCGAGGAACAUCACCACAUUUAACUCAAGAUCACUGUACUUGUUUUUAGUUAUUUGUUUGUUUUUAACAUGUCAUUGUUUAUAGCUGUGUUUAUGUGUAUUGUAUUAGUUUUUAUGCUGCCUCUUGGUCAGGUCAUCAUUGUAAAUGAGAACUAGUUCUAAACUGACUUAAAUAAAGAAAGUAUAGUAUAAAGUAUAUACAUUCAGUCUAUGGCCAUUGAGCUGAUUUCCUGUGCCAAGUGUCAUCAGAGAUUGCAAUUUAAAAAAUGUAUUUAAAUACCACUGGUUACACUGGAUACAAAUACUUUCUUUAGCAACAUCACACAAUACAAUAAGAUGUCAAUAAGUCAAUACCUUGCAGAUGAGGUCUUUUGUAUGCAGCAGCAGAUCGUGGUAGUGUUUGGCUGUGGCUGGAUUAACUCCCUGUAGUUUUGCUGUUGGGAGAGUUAGAGCAGCAAACGUCUUCUCUGCAUCUCCAAAAUUCAAGGCCUCAUUGAUUUCAGCAAUGGCAAUGACUCCUGAAGACACAGGCUUCAAAUGGUUAGUGUCCACAAAUACAGCAAAACAAACACAAAACUUUCUGGACUUUCUGGGCUGUUAAAGUAUGUAGCGAAUUUAAAAUACAUACAUGUAUACUGUUAAAAAUGAUUAAUUAUGAUAUAGUCGUGUCAAAUAUAUUGUGUAUUAAUAGUGCAACCAGAUAAAUGUCAUCAUUUACAUCCAAAAGAGUCUCUAUUUUCUGUAUUUGGCAGCUGAAUGUAUGUCCGCAAUAAGCCCUUACGUUCAUUUUCCUCGUGAACCUGAAAGUUGAUGGUGUCAAUGCACUUCUGUACAUCGUUCCAGGUGAGAAACUCCUGGCUCUGGGUGAGAGAUUCUGCUCUAAGUUUUAUCAGCAUGUCUGCAUACCUGUUGGAAGAAAAAACAAAAUAAUAUAUCAGGACCCAAAAUUACUAAACUAUUUACAAUAAAAUUGCUCAUCCAAGAUGAAUACAAUUACAGGGAAAAGUAACUGGAACAGCAGCAUCCAAGUCCAUCAUUACAGAUUCUUAAUCCUUAGCAAUAAACAGUUCUUUAUUACCGCUGCAUAUUGUCAUGGUCGAUGUUGCUGAAACCAAGUGGAGAGUCAGAAAGUUGCUCGCUGACAGCCACAGCAUCCUUAGUGUCCAGCAACUCAUUUAAGACAGCUACCGCUGAGAGCAUCUCAACGGCAACACACAACUCCUCAUGGUUCAGACCUGCCUUAUUCUGUGGCACAGAACAAUCCAACAUAAGAAGUAAAAAGAAAAGCCAUCAGUACUAAACAAACCUGAAGUAAUGUUAAUUCCGAGUUAUCUCUACUACAAUUCAAUUGUACUCAAUUACUUGCUAAUUGUGCUCUGGUGUCUGUAUUUCCUCUCUUUAUAAUAACAAUAUUAAAAAUAAUAAUACAA
Molecule: messenger RNA, 3392 nt
Organism: Tachysurus fulvidraco (yellow catfish)
Lineage: Eukaryota; Metazoa; Chordata; Actinopteri; Siluriformes; Bagridae
Gene: f2rl2
Product: coagulation factor II (thrombin) receptor-like 2
Exons: 2
Coding region: 345-1466 (373 amino acids)
Biological process (GO): positive regulation of Rho protein signal transduction; phospholipase C-activating G protein-coupled receptor signaling pathway; blood coagulation
Cellular component (GO): membrane
Molecular function (GO): thrombin-activated receptor activity
Source: RefSeq, a predicted model, not a curated record